This is a messenger RNA of Colletotrichum destructivum, 2384 nucleotides long. RefSeq names its product Putative peptidase S8/S53 domain, peptidase S8, subtilisin, Ser-active. NCBI's taxonomy places the organism in Eukaryota, Fungi, Ascomycota, Sordariomycetes, Glomerellales, Glomerellaceae. Gene Ontology annotation, biological process: proteolysis. Bases 487 to 1911 code for a protein of 474 amino acids. Gene Ontology annotation, molecular function: serine-type endopeptidase activity. The transcript has a single exon. The record is from RefSeq and is a predicted model, not a curated record.
CUAGUAAGUAAGGACAUCUUCUCGGACCGAAGGCUCAGAUCGACUGACUCAGAGACUGACCCUCUCCCCCCUUAUACACUUGACGACAUAAUCAAUUACUGAACCCUGAAUCUCCCUCGCCCGGCGAUGCCGGACUAUGAUGGACGGUUAUGCCUGAUGUGGCAGGGAACCCAUUCAUGCGAAUAAUAGCUCGUCCUACCUUUUGCGUCAGCAUAUCGAUGAUGUUGGGAGAUCUCUGCUGUCACAGUGGCAUUGCCGUCGAUCAUAUGAAUACUGGUUCACUAAUCCAGAGCUGUCCCGUAGAACAUGGCUCGAGAACAUGCAGGCACUGAUGUUGCUGCCAUCAUCGUCCCCUUAUUUAAUCCAUGUCAAUGAUGUUUAAAAGGUAAAUAAUCCGAUCAUUCUCGGUGUUUGCUGGAGGAGUAGCUUUCCCGUCCCCUCCGCGCUGUCAUUCAUUUUCCCGGGGCCACCUCGUUAGUGCCCAUCAUGACUCCCAUUCACUUCGUCACUCUUUUCUUCACAUUUGUUUCAUUGUGCCAUGCCCAGCAGCUCCAGCAAGAAAGCGCCGAAUACAUCAUUUUUGCAAAACGGGGCACCACGAAAGCAGACGCUGAUGGGUUUGCCAACGCCCUCAAAGCUCUCGUGGGCGAGGCGGCCGAAAUCGACUCCAUCUUGGACUUGAACGGAGUUCCCAUUAUGUGGCGAGCGCAGCUGAAGCCCGACCAGCUCGACAAGGUAAAAGCUGAUCGCGUUAUCGCCGGCGCCGUACCAAACGAAAGAAUCAUACCCCACGACCCAACAACACCCGACGGUGCCGAUGAUGUCGAUCCAGACGUCGAGCCUUUUCUGGGACCAGCCCCGGUUGAAUCGACCACUGUGGCGAAGAGAGCAAACUAUAAACAGGAACCGACUCCGAGGAACAGGAUAAUCGACCUGCGCAUCCUUUCGACGCCGCCGCAGGCGAAAAGCAUUGCGCCCAACUUCUACUACGAAGACCCGGCUGGCGAGGGCAUCACCAUCUACCACAUCGACGUCGGCCCGUUCCAUCUGGACCAUGACGAGUUUGCGACUGCCUCCGGGGCUACUCGUCGAACCAUCGACGUCAGCGUGAAUAAAAAGGACAGCGACGAAGACGCUGAUCAUGGGACAUGCGCUGCUUCCAAGAUUGUGGGCCGGACGACCGGGACAGCGAAGCGCUCCAAUCUCGUUGUUAUCCGGAUAGACCUGAACGGCGGGGGCGUCAUCUCUGGUUUCAAGGCCGCCGCCGCUGACAUUUUUGACAAAAAACUACAAGGAAAGGCCGUUGUGUCAACCUCGAUUGGGCUAACAGCGGAUGAACCGGAUGUUGUGGGUUGGGUUCGCGACGAGGUCAAGAAACUCCUCCUCAUGGACGUUCCCGUCGUGUGCGCGUCUGGCAACAGUGGUAAGGCGGGAGAGGUUGUCGCCGUAAACACCUUACCGGCCAUCUUGGCCAAGGACCUGCCCUUGAUCGUGGUAGGGUCGGCUAACAGGAGGCUCGAGAAGUCCCGGUUCAGUCAGCAGGGACGCCUCGUCACCACCUGGGCCGUCGGCGACGAAGUCAGGUGUGCCAACUUCAAGAACCUCGCCGAACUGAAGUCCAACAGCGGCACGUCCUUCGCCGCGCCCCAAGUCGCCGGCAUCGCGGCCUAUUUCAUGUCGCACCCGACCUUCAGCACCCGUCUCCGCAAGGGCACUGUCGCUGCUGACAUGCGCGACCUCAUCCGCAAGUCAUCGUUCCCGCGCAUCAGAGAGGCCGGAUACCCUCCCAUUGCUUGGAAUUUGUGGGGUUUGCGCGAAGCCUGUUCCCCCAAACCGGCACCACCAGGGAGGCGGUCGAGGAUGGGCGCCGUCGAAAGUCGUGCGCUCCCUGCUUGCUCUCUCGUGCCUUGAUUGGAACAUCAGCGACUCCCCUCCGUCCCAGAGGAGACCCUUCAGCAGCAGCAGCACCAAAUGGAGGAGCGACAAGCCUCCGCCUCGGCGCCGUACAAGCCGACGAGAGCAACCGAAUCCAGGGUCCGAGACUACCUCCACAUAUACGACCUUGCGAUCAAAGGCUGCCCAUCUCUGGAAUCCCAGUUGUGGGAUAAAAGAGGGCCGAGACCGAGAGAGUCAACUCACCAUCUUAGCCCAAAGUCUACGACAUUAACGUCACUCGUUCUCGCUACUGGCUCUAUAGUACUUCCUACUCACAAAUGAUAAUACCUAUGUCCAUCUUGUGGUUUAGUUGGACAAUAGCGGCAUAACAGCCAUGGUUUUAUAGAAAAAAGUAAGAAAGAGAAGGGUAGACAAGUAGUUAAUAAUAACUCUGAGCGUGUUGGCAAACUAUGAUUCUCGGAGAGAAGUAUGAUGCUCUUCCAGUCGAC